Messenger RNA from Mauremys mutica (yellowpond turtle), 1843 nucleotides. It is a transcript of the gene ERFL, whose product is annotated as ETS repressor factor like. The record is from RefSeq and is a predicted model, not a curated record. Gene Ontology annotation, cellular component: nucleus. Gene Ontology annotation, biological process: regulation of transcription by RNA polymerase II; cell differentiation. Lineage: Eukaryota; Metazoa; Chordata; Testudines; Geoemydidae. Gene Ontology annotation, molecular function: DNA-binding transcription factor activity, RNA polymerase II-specific; sequence-specific DNA binding. The transcript has 5 exons. The coding region runs from base 1 to 1482 and encodes 493 amino acids.
AUGGAUCUUUCCAAAGGUGACUGGCAGGUGCCCUUGGACCCGGAGGCCAGGGGGAAGUCGGCCUUCACCACCCCAAUCGGGCUCUUUGAGUGCCUGGUCCUGCCUUUCGGCCUCAAGGGGGCACCUGGCACCUCCCAGCGCCUGGGGGAUCAGUUGCUCAGGGGGACGGAGGACUUUGCUCUGGCGUAUAGUGACGAUAUCUGUGUCUUUACCCAGACCUGGGAGGACCAUGGGUCCCCGGUGAAGAGGGGGCUGGGUCGCCUCCAGGGUGCAGGACUGACCAUAAAAGCUGGAAAGUGCGAGGUGGGGAUGGCCGAGGGGUCAUACCUGGGCCACAUGGUGGGGGGGCGGCCACCCGAAGCCGGAGGCGAUCCAGGCCUGGCCGCUCCCCAGACUAAGGAGCAGGGCCAGGCUGUCACUGGGAUGGCGGGCUUCGCCUUCCCCGACUGGGCCUACAAGCCCGAGUCGAGCCCCGGCUCGCGGCAGAUCCAGCUGUGGCACUUCAUCCUGGAGCUGCUGCAGAAGGAGGAAUAUCAGGGCGUGAUCGCCUGGCAGGGCGACUACGGCGAGUUCGUCAUCAAGGACCCCGACGAGGUGGCGCGGCUGUGGGGCAUCCGCAAGUGCAAGCCCCACAUGAACUACGACAAGCUGAGCCGGGCGCUGAGGUAUUACUACAACAAGCGGAUCCUGCACAAGACGAAGGGGAAACGCUUCACCUACAAGUUCAACUUCAGCAAGGUGGUGCUGGUGAACUACCCGCUGCUGGAGCUGGGCGCCGCCCCCUGCCUGCUGGCCCCCUGCCCCGGGGGGGCGCACGGCCCCGAGACCCUGCAGUCCCUCUUCUCCAGCCCCCGCCUGGGGGACCCCCCCGGACGCGGCCCCCUCUUCGAGCGCCAGGCCGAGAGCGAGAAGCUGCGGCUGGACUCAGCCCUCCCCUUCCUGGGCUCAGGUGUCUCCAGCUAUUCGAAGCCCCCCUUGCUGGCCCCCUACGGCAGGACGCCCCCCUUCACCGAGUACCCCUGGAAUUUUAACCCCUACCUCUCCAGCGCCUUCCCCCUCAGCAGCUCCAAGCUCCCCGCCUCCCUCUACUCCCCCCAUUUCUACCCCAACCCUCUGGCCCAGCUCCCAACCCCCGUCUCCCUGCUGGCAGGGGAGGGGGCCGAGAGGGGGCCCCUGGGCCCAGCGGCCAUGCCCCGUCUGUGCCUGCCCCCCCACGGUGCAGCCCUGCCCCUGAGGGGCGAGGGCCACGGGCCGGGGGGGCGGGAGAGGGAGGCGCUGGGGGACCGGGGGGCGAGCCCCCCGGGGGGCCCCAAGGAGGAUCCAGGCUCCGACUCGGAGCUGGAGAUCACGGAUCUGAGCGAGUGCAGCUCGGAGAACGAGUCGGGCCCCGAGAGCCCGGAGCUGAAACUGGGAGCUCUGGAGGGGGCGCCAGGGGCCGCCGGGGGCCGAGCCAAGGAGGGGAAGAACCCCAAGGGGACCUGAGCACCGGACCCCCCAGCACAGGGCAGCUGCAGCCAGAGCCCCCGGGGUCGGCCAGCGAGGCCCGGAUGCGCCCUGCUCUAUUUUUAUAGGAAAGUUUUAUUCAGAGAACGUGCUGGAUCUGACCCAAAUCGGGCCCUGAUCCGCCCAACCCAGAACCCCCCCCAUGGAGUGUUGGACACCCCCCAGUGCACCUCGGCCCCUCCCCCAAUCCAUGGUGGGUCCUGGGGGGUGGCACCACAACCCCCACUUCUGUCAACGCCCCUCACUCCCGACCCGCAGCCCCUGCAAACCCAGACCUGCCCCCCACAGCUCCGCCGGUGCCCCUCACUCCCGACCUGCAGCCCCUGCUAGCCCAAACCUG